Messenger RNA from Zychaea mexicana, 1083 nucleotides. RefSeq lists its product as uncharacterized. The transcript has a single exon. The record is from RefSeq and is a predicted model, not a curated record. Bases 232 to 684 code for a protein of 150 amino acids. Lineage: Eukaryota; Fungi; Mucoromycota; Mucoromycetes; Mucorales; Lichtheimiaceae.
CAGGAACAUGAUAAUUCGACGAGUCGAUACAGAAUGAAGCUCUUUAUUGAUAUGGUAUCCGCUUCCUUGUCUUUUUUAUGCUAUUUUAUUUAGGAGCUUAACAUCAAUGGCGGUACUGUUUGCCUCGAUUCGACUCAUGGCACAUGUGUAGAUGGUGUACAAUCGCAGUGCUACCUGUAUACACUUGUUGCUCGCUGCCAGGAGACAGGAAAAGGUGCCCCACUUUGCUGGAUGUUGACGAACUCGGACUCGCAGUACCCUGUCGAAUUCUGGCUCAAAUGGCUGAAGCAAGACGUACAUUAUCAGCCACGGUGCAUUAUGAUCGAUAACUCAGAUACCGAAAUGGCUGGUAUCUGGUCUGCUUAUGGUGACGACGUGCAAGUGAUGAUUUGCCAUUGGCAUAUCAAAGGUGCUUGGCGUAAAAAUGUUGCGAAGAAGGUGUUUGUUCGUCCAGGUGAUUUAACACACUCGCGUGAGGUGAAGAUGAUGUGGGAUGAAGCCUUCAACAGGUUGGAUGAUAUGCUACGAGCUUCCACUGAAGAGGGAUCUAGCUGGUGUACGACGAGCUGCAGUUAUUCUGUAUGGAAUACGAAGAGGAUUGGGAUAUGGCUGCUCUUCAGGUUUAUUUUGACCAAGAGUAUUUACCUAAGAAAGAAAAAUGGAGUAAUGCGUGGCGUCAGGUAGGUGUUCAAGCAUUGAUCCAAGUAAGUAGAAUUUGUAGUGAUAUUUAAAGUGUUUAUUAUAUUUUUUAUCAGUUUCAAGGUCAUAUGAACACAAACAACUACGUUGAAUCAUGGCAUCGUACCCUGAAAGAAGCUUACCUUGGAAAACUUAAGCGUCAACGUGCGGAUGUCCUCAUGUACAUCCUUUGGGAUAAUGUAUUCCCGGAUGUGAUGGCAUCCCAUGUACAAGCACAGCUCCAGUUCCAAGCAAUAGUCAGCAAUCAAGGUGAAUUGGCGCGUUACGAUGCUGCAGCUGCAAUUCCAGGUAAGUUUUGGUAAUUAGGAUAGUAUAAGCACAUGUACAUAGACAUAUAUUUAGAUAUAUAGAUUGUAUUUUUAAUGAAUAAAGAAUAUAUUUUAU